GUUUACUUGAAGACUUUGGCAAUGAUUCAACUUUAUGCACUCGUUUUUGUCUCAACAGCAUUAGGUGACACGUCAAAGAUUGAUAUUCCCUGUCUAAAUGGAUUGAUGUACAUUCACGGUGGGGAAAAUAUUAAUCUGAAUUGCUUUUUUUCAUCCGUUGAUCCGUCAAAAACUGCAUGGUUCAGACAGACUCCAGGAGAAAAGCCUCUUCUCAUUGCUUCUGCUUUUCACGUUGUAAAAGUUGCAUAUCAUAAUGAUUUUGACAAGAGUGGACGUCUUGAAGCUUUUAGAGGAAAAAGCAGUUUUAAUCUGAGUAUCUCAAAUGUAGAACCAUCUGAUUCAGCCACAUAUUACUGUUCAGUGACGGAUUAUACGGAUAAUGCCUUAUUAUCAGACUGCACAGUUCUAGUCCUCAAAGGUUCAUCUUCAAGUCUCUCUGCUAUUCUCCAGCCUCCUGUAUCAGACCCUGUUGAACUGGGAGGAGAUACAACUUUGCAGUGUUCAAUACUCACAGAUGCGUCUGCAGGAGAUCACAGUGUGUACUGGUUCAGACAUGGAUCAGGAGAAUCCCAUCCAGGAAUCAUUUACACUCAUGGAAACAGGAGUGAUGAGUGUAAGAAAAGCUCUGAGACUGAUUCUCCUACACAGAGUUGCGUCUACAAACUCCCCAAGAGAAACCUCAGCCUCUCUGAUGCUGGAACUUACUACUGUGCUGUGCUCAUGUGUGGACAGAUCAUCUUUGGGAGCGGAACUAAACUGGACUUUGUAGAGAAAGGUGCUUUGGACCCAACCGUUCUUGGUUUAGCUGCAUCAAACAUCAUAAUUAUGGCUGUGGUUUUAUUUCUGUGCAGAAAAUUACAUAACAGUCAUAAAAAAGAUGCUGCUGAAGAUUACAGAGUUCAAAUAAAUCAGGCUGAAGACACCGACGUCUUGAACUAUGCAGCUCUAAGCUUUGCUCAGUCUUCCUCCUCAAGAAGAAGCAGAAUAAAGAACAGCAGUGAUCAGCCUGUGUACGCACAGGUAAAGACCCAUCAGUAGAAACAACAUCAGAGUUACAAUCAAACCUGGAAAUCUACUGUCAUCAUAACUCCCAAAACUCUGUAAGCAGUGUUCAUUUCACACACAUUCAUCUAGAAUUCCUUAAUUACUUUGUCACAGUACCUCUGUAUGAAUGUGAAUUUGUUUAA
Messenger RNA from Pygocentrus nattereri (red-bellied piranha), 1187 nucleotides. RefSeq lists its product as uncharacterized. The coding region runs from base 22 to 1038 and encodes 338 amino acids. Lineage: Eukaryota; Metazoa; Chordata; Actinopteri; Characiformes; Serrasalmidae. The transcript is spliced from 6 exons. The record is from RefSeq and is a predicted model, not a curated record. Gene Ontology annotation, biological process: response to bacterium.